Molecule: messenger RNA, 2034 nt
Organism: Nymphalis io (European peacock)
Lineage: Eukaryota; Metazoa; Arthropoda; Insecta; Lepidoptera; Nymphalidae
Gene: senju
Product: UDP-galactose transporter senju
Exons: 4
Coding region: 250-1278 (342 amino acids)
Biological process (GO): pyrimidine nucleotide-sugar transmembrane transport
Cellular component (GO): Golgi membrane
Molecular function (GO): UDP-galactose transmembrane transporter activity
Source: RefSeq, a predicted model, not a curated record
AUUAAAAAAAACAACAGUCAAUAAUAUUUUCAACACGUCCGCAAAACAAAAAGUAUACAUGAAAUUAAAAUUAUAAAACACUUAAAACUGAAAAAUUUAUCAAUACUAUUGGAUUCUAAAAACCAUAUUUUACUUUUUUAUUUUGAAGUGUAAGCUUAAAGAUAUAAAUCCUGAUCAAUAAGGGGUGGUGUUGAAUUUACAAAUAUAUAUUUUAUUUUAUAUAUCUACUUCCUAAUAACGUUUAAAGCUAUGCAUUGGUAUAAAUUAUUUCCUAAUAAAGAAGCCUUUAUCGUUUUUCUAUUAUAUAUUGUUUUAUUUGUAUUCCAAGGUGUUUUCAUAACAGCAUCAAAAACAGAAAAUGGAAUUUAUGACUACAAUACAACACUCGUUGUAUUUUUAUCAGAGUUGUUAAAGCUUAUCAUUUCAGCUGCCCUAUAUACAAUAAAAAAAGGGAAUAAACCAAACAUUUUUAAAGCUGUAUUUAAUAAUUAUAGCCUACUUUUAUACUACUUUAUCCCAUCACUUUUGUAUUGCUUCUACAAUAACUUGGCAUUUAUAAACUUAUCUCAUUACGAUCCAACAUCAUAUUAUGUUCUACUGCAAUUCAGAGUGGUAAUAACAGCAUUAAUAUUUCAGUUUUUAUUUCGAAGAAAACUUACCUUCAUGCAAUGGAUUUCUUUGGGUAUUCUAACUUUUGGAUGUAUGAUAAAAAAUUUCGAUUCUGCCACACUACAGUCAUCAGAAAAUUCAGAUAUUUGGUCUCAGAUAUUUAAUAUUUAUUUUUUGUCAAUUAACUUUCAAAACUUUUGCUCUUGCUUGGCAGGCACAUAUAAUGAGUACCUACUUAAAACCAAAGGUUCUAAUGUAGAUAUCUUUUUACAAAAUGUAUUCAUGUAUUUAGACUCUGUUAUAUGUAAUUUCUUUGUUCUUAUGUGUAAAGGUGAAUUGGGCACAAUAUUUAAAGAUUUUGAAUCUUUAAAUGAUGUAUUUGUAAUACUCAUAACGGUUAAUAGUGCUAUAGUUGGUAUAGUCACUAGCUUUUUUUUGAAGAAUUUAAAUUCAAUUUUAAAAACAUAUGCCAGUGCUCUUGAGCUUGUUAUCACAGCCAUAGUUUGUUACAUACUCUUUAACAUAAUUAUAACAUGGUAUACUGUGACAUCAAUAUGCUUAGUUAGUAUUGCAGUUGCCAUGUACUUGAAAAAUCCUGUGAACAAUGCCAAUUCUAACCAAGAUGAUACAAAAGAUAAAAAACCCCUCCUAGAGGUAGUAAGUAAUUAAGUAUCUAUUUCAAUGAAUAUAAUUAUUUAUUAUAAGGCCUAAGCAAUAGAUUUGUUGAUUGUCUUUGCAACAUGUACAAAAAAAGCUUAAAUUAAUAUUGUUACCAUUUUCGAAUAAGUAGUGUAUGUAAGGGUAUAAUAUAUAUAUAUGUAUAUGUAUGUAUAUAUACAUAAUAGGUGUAAACUAUAUCAUUGUUCCUUAAAUACUAAAAACAAAUCUCACAUUUAGCAUAUAAGAUAUAAUUCAGACCAUUUAAACAAAUAUUUUGGAAUUUUUUUUUUUGAAGAUUUGACAAUUAAAAUCCCUUAAGUGACAGAUUUAUGGUGAUUCUUAUGAUAUAUGAGGUGCUCUCUGCACCUCAUAUAUCAUACCAAUAAUUUAUAAAUUUUAAUAUUUAAUUAUUAUUUUGUUUUUUUUUAUAAUAAUUUUACUAAAUUUAAUUACAAGUCUUAAUUCUACCACCAUUAGUCCAAUGUUUACAUAAUCUAUAAAAAGAAGUAUUGAUAUUAAAGCAUUGAUAAUAUGUUUGGAGAUAAUAACUAUAAGGUUUGUACACUUAUUGUUUGACUGUGAAGACUAUAAGUCAUAGAGAAUUUGUUAAUAAAAUAAAUAUGUUUUUGGAUUUAAAUGUGUAACAGUAUCAAAGUACUCGUAUAAAAAAAACAACAUUAGGUAUAAUUUGUCAGUAUUAUAUGUUAUGCCAUAUUGAUAAUCUUAUAAAAUGUACAUGCAAAUAUUAAUAAACUUGAUAAAGAA